Messenger RNA from Pollicipes pollicipes, 3846 nucleotides. RefSeq names its product A disintegrin and metalloproteinase with thrombospondin motifs 7. Gene Ontology annotation, biological process: proteolysis; extracellular matrix organization. The transcript is spliced from 24 exons. The record is from RefSeq and is a predicted model, not a curated record. Bases 1 to 3525 code for a protein of 1174 amino acids. Gene Ontology annotation, molecular function: metalloendopeptidase activity. Gene Ontology annotation, cellular component: extracellular matrix. NCBI's taxonomy places the organism in Eukaryota, Metazoa, Arthropoda, Thecostraca, Pollicipedomorpha, Pollicipedidae.
AUGGUCGAGUCCCUCGCCGCGUACCACGUCACGUACCCGGAGCGCGUGCGGCGCAACGGUGCGCACCUCUCGCACGACGUGCGCCACUCCUAUGACCUGGCGCACGGCGAGGAGGUGGUGCUGGACCUGCGGCCCAACCGGCGCCUGCUGGCGCCCGGCUUCGUGGUGGAGCGGCGAGCGUCGGCCGGCCGGCCGGGCUCGGUGCGUCGGCCACGCCGCCACUGCCUGCUGCAGGGCCGCCUGCGCGGUCGGCCGCACUCCCGGGCCGCCCUCUCCACCUGCCGCGGCCUGUUGGGCUACAUUCACACCGGCCAGCACCAGUACAUCGUGGAGCCGGUCAAAGGUCACCAGCGCGCCGGGGGCCGGCCGGCGGCGCACCUGGUGUACAGGCCCCCGGCCAUGGAUCACAGCGGCGCUUCCCGUGCGUCGGGCCGCCCGCCCCAUCCCAGCGGCGGGCCGCCGCCGCUUCCCGCGCUUUCCGGCCGGGCACGGACGCGCCGGCCGCGCGACGACCCGCUCCGGGGUAGGUCGUGGGGCCGGGUCAGGAGGUCAGACGCCAGGUCACGCCGCCGGCCGCGCUCCGUCAGCGCGGAGAGGAACGUCGAGACGCUGAUCGUUGCCGACCCGGACGUGGUGCAGUUCUACGCAGACGACGACAUCGAGACGUACCUGCUCACCAUCAUGAAUGGGGUAGCACAAUUAUACCACGAUGCAAGUAUCGGCAACGCCAUAAAUGUCAUCCUGGUCCGGAUACUGAUCCUGGAAUCCAUCGAGAAUACGACGUUGCAUUUUAACAUCAGUGAGAACGCUGACAGUUCUCUGAAGAGCUUCUGUAGCUGGCAAAUCAAAAUGAACCCCUCCAACGAGAGCCAUCCCAAUCAUCAUGAUGUGGCCGUCCUGCUUACCAGACGGAACAUCUGCGGCGAGAACGAGACGUGCAGCACGCUGGGCCUGGCCGAGGUGUCGGGCAUGUGCCAGCCCACCCGCAGCUGCAACAUCAACCAGGACACGGGCCUCGCCGUCUCGUACACCAUCGCCCACGAGCUGGGCCACAACUUCGGCAUGAACCACGACGGCCCGGGCAACGGCUGCGACCAGCCUGACGGGCAUCAGCAGCACGUCAUGGCGCCCAACCUGGUCAACGACGUCACCCCUGUCGUGUGGUCUAAGUGCUCCAGGCGCGAAAUCACCAAGUUCCUUGACCGUGACUGGGGACACUGCCUGGAUGACCAGCCCACCGACCAUGAGUAUAGCUACCCCCAGGUGCCGCCGGGAGCCCUUUACAACGCCGACCACCAGUGCAAGCUACUUUACGGUCCGGCCGCCUCCCACUGCGAUAUGGGCAACGUGUGCGAGACGCUGUGGUGCCGCGUGCAGGGUCGCUGCGUGACGGAGCUGGAGCCCGCCGCCGAGGGGACCAGGUGCACGCCGCUGGACGGCGGCCCGCUGGCCAACAUCAGCACGUGGUGCUCAGCCGGCGACUGUGUGGAGAUGCGCAGCCGGCCGCGCGCCGUGGACGGCCGCUGGGGCGACUGGGGCGCCUGGGGCGCCUGCAGCCGCUCCUGCGGCACCGGCGUGCAGAGUUCAGUGCGCCACUGCGACCAGCCGGUGCCGGCCAACGGCGGCAAGUACUGCGUCGGCGAGAGGCGCCGCUACCGCACCUGCUCGGCUGAGGCGUGUCCGGAGGAAGGUGUCACGUUUCGGGCGCAGCAGUGCGCCGCGUUUGACUCCGUGCCGUACCAGGGCCAGAACUAUACCUGGACGCCCGUCUACGACCAUGCGGUACCUUGCCAGCUCACCUGCCGGCCGACCGAGCGGCACUUCACAGCCGUGCUCUCCGACACGGUGGCCGACGGCACGCCGUGCCGGCUCGGCACGCACGACAUCUGUAUCAACGGCAAGUGCAUGGGCAUCGGCUGUGACGGAGUGUUGGCGUCGGAGGCGAGGGCUGACCGCUGCGGCAUGUGCCACGGCAACGGCAGCCUCUGUAACACCGUCAGGGACACGUUCACCGCUAAGGGAGACGGAUAUGUGGUCGUCGCCGGCGUGCCAGCUGGCGCUCGCAACAUCAAGGUAGAGGAGGAAGCUGGGGCAGAAGACGGAAGUUUUCUGGCCGUCACUGGUACCAAGGACGAUUCCGAUUACCUGAACGCCAACUGGUUUGUCCAGUGGAGUGGAGAGUACCGUGCCGGCGGCACUCUGCUCUUCUACUUCCGCGAAGAUCAAAACGAGACCAUCUUCAUCCCUGGCCCCCUGAAGGAACCAAUCGUUCUCAAGGCACUGCUGCAGGACAGCAGCACUCGGAUGCGGUUCGAGUACACGGUGCCUGGCCACGAGGGUGCUGAGGCAGCGCAGGUGUUCUCGUGGAGGUACCAGGAGUGGUCCGAGUGUUCUGUCCACUGCGGUGGCGGCCGACAGACGUCUGACGCGGUCUGCAUGGAGGACGAGGCAGGCCGGGUGGAGGACAUCUACUGCUCCACCGACCGGCCAGAGACCAGGUCCAGACCCUGCAACACGGAGGACUGUCCUGCCCGGUGGUGGACGCAGCCCUGGCAGCCGUGCCUGGCCCGCUGUGGCGAGCCGGGCCGCCGCCACCGCUUGGUCGUCUGCGUCCGUCUGUCCGGCGCGGACGAGAUGCAGGCGCUGGGGGAGCACGAGUGCGCCGACCAGCCGCGGCCGGCGCUGGACGAGCCGUGCAGCGGCCCGACGGACAACUGCGAGUGGCGCACCGGGCCCUGGAACAAGGGCUGCGGCGACGACCCGUGCCUGCUGCGCACGCGGCGCGUGUGGUGUCCGACGGCGCACGGCUGCCGCCGCGCCCGCCGGCCGGCCACCAAGCAGGUGUGCGACAUGGCCUUGUGUCACCUGACGACGCGACUGCGGCACUCGAUGCGCGCCGUCGCCGCGCCGCCCGCCGCCAACUGCAGCUGGCGCGUCGGCGCCUGGGGAAAGUGUAACUCGCUGUGCGGCGAGGGCCAGAUGAGCCGAUCGGUACUCUGCAUUGAUCCCAGCUCCGAUCAGAGCGUGGAGCGGUCUCGGUGCCCGCGGCCCGUUCCCGAUGCGUACACGCUGUGCACUCAGCCGUGCCUGCAGUGGGAGGUGGACGAGUGGUCGCCGUGCUCGGUGCUCUGCGGGCCCGGCCUGCUGACGCGCCAGGUCAGCUGUCCGGCGGCCAGCCGCUGCGACCCCGAGCGCCGGCCGCUGGACUCGAUGCCCUGCUGGGAGCGGCCCUGUGCUCAAUGGCAGACCGGCGAGUGGAAGCCGUGCAGCAGGACGUGCGGCGGCGGCUACAGCAUGCGCACGGCGCAGUGCAUCAGCCUGGAGACGGGCCGGCCGACGUCGGGCUGCACGGGCGUCCGGCCGGAGACCAAGCGGCCCUGCGGCGAGACGGCGUGCCCGCGGGCUGCCGCCAACGAUAAGUGCAAGGACAAGAUUCGGCCGAAGCUGUGCAAGAACAUGUUGAACCUGUGCUCAAACGAUAUAUUUAAGACCAAGUGCUGCGCGUCGUGUUCCAAGCACGGCUGAGGCGGACGCCAGUGCAGCGGAGCACCGUGUCCCGAAGACGCUGCUCUGAGGAUAACAAUGUGAUAUUCACCGUGCCGGCAAUGGCAGCUGGCGUCCGAGGCGUCCGAGUGAUGCUGGUUUGUGUGCCUCCAUGGGGGACCCAUGGAUGUACCAUUCUAACAGUCUUAUGUAAUCGUUGAUAGCGAUGAACACGUUUAGAGAACAAUAGACGUACAGCAUUCGUGUUCAAGUUCUUGCUAGCCGCAUCUGAAGCCAUGCGGACGUGGGAGCGCGAAGAGCGAUGGAAAAAUUAUGAGGUGUAUAAUAAACCGCCAGGGUAGA